Molecule: messenger RNA, 5248 nt
Organism: Ficedula albicollis (Collared flycatcher)
Lineage: Eukaryota; Metazoa; Chordata; Aves; Passeriformes; Muscicapidae
Gene: ZNF507
Product: zinc finger protein 507
Exons: 7
Coding region: 6-3008 (1000 amino acids)
Biological process (GO): regulation of gene expression
Cellular component (GO): nucleus
Source: RefSeq, a predicted model, not a curated record
UAGACAUGACUUCUUUGAACGUUCCAUUAAAUCUCCUUUCAGAAAAAGCAGGUAUUAUGGAAGAAGGAAGCAGCAUUGCAGUAUUGAUGCCAAAUAUUGGGGAGCAGGAGGCUGUGCUGAUUUCUGAAACAGUCAUUGGCCCAACACUGCAGAGCAGCGAAGACCAGAGAAAAUGUAAAACUGACCCUCUGAUCCACGUGAUCCAGAAGCUGAGCAAAAUAGUGGAAAGUGAGAAGUCACAAAGAUGCCUUUUAAUAGGGAAGAAACGUUCCCAUGCCGAUGCUUCUGCACAGUCCUUGGAUGCAGAUGAGCUUUGUGAAAUCCCAGCUAAAGCAAUUGAGCUCUCCGUGAUUGCUACCAAAAAGACUGAAGAGUUACAAGCAGAUUAUUUUGUGACUGAAUGUCUUCCACAAAGCAAAAAAAAGGUGACGUGCUACCAGUGUGGUCUCUGUACAUUUCUAUCGCCUUCGCUCUUAACUCUACAAGAACACAUAAAACAACAUGGGCAGAAAAAUGAAGUGAUAUUAAUGUGCUCAGAAUGUCAUUUUGCCUCCAAAAGCCAAGAAGAACUUGAAUCCCACUUCCAAAAUCACCACGAGAAUGCUGGUAAAAACAGCAUCCCAACAAAAGUGCAGCAGUGUGUCAAUGUCACAAGUUCAUUUCUGCAAGGGCCAGUAGUGAAGGAAGGAAGUGUCAAAUCAGGGACUGAUCAGACAGGGAAUCUGGAAUGUAAGGAUACAACUCAGUCUGCUCCUGUGCCUGAAAUGGGUAGGAGGAAAUGGUACACCUACGAGCAGUAUGGCAUGUACAGGUGUUUGAUUUGCAGGUACACCUGUGGUCAGCAGAGGAUGUUGAAAACACACGCUUGGAAACACGCAGGGGAGGUUGAUUGCUCCUACCCCAUCUUUGAGGAAGAAAAUGAAACCACCAGCUUGUCAGAGACAGUUGUAACUCACACACCUCAUAGUGUGGAUACAGUUGUCCUUUCUUUGGAAAACAACGAACUUGAUAUCCAUAGUGAGCCUUCUCUUCAGCUUCAGAUUUGCAAUUCUGAGCAACUGUCAUGUAAAUCGCCCAUAGGAGCAAAUGUAAAAGAGGAAGAGAUAUUAAGUGAGUCUGUGGUGCAUUCUCCUACAGAGGUUGUAGAGGAGACUGUAUCAGAUACAGAGCCCGACAAUUUGAUAACUGACAGCCUGCUGUCAUCAGCACAGAAAAUCAUCAGUUGUAGUCCAAAUAAAAAGGGUCACAUUAAUGUCAUAGUAGAGCGUUUGCCAGGUGCUGAAGAAAGUGUUUUACAAAAGCCAUUCUUAAUGAAUACUGACAUUGAAACAGAAAAAAAAUUGAUCUCAGAGGAGUCCUCUGUUACCUGUGAAGAACCUGAUGAAGUUUAUCAUUCAGAUGCAAUUCAAGAAGUAAUAAUAGAAUGGAAUAAUACCGAGAAGAAAGAUAACGAAUUAAGCGCUAAUAAAAAUGUAACAGCUGACGAAAAUGUGCCUCCUGCACGAAGGAGGACAAAUUCAGAGUCCUUGCGACUGCACUCCUUAGCAGCAGAAGCUCUUGUGACAAUGCCAAUUAGAGCUGCAGAACUGACACGGUCCAGCCUCAGGGCUCUGACUGGAGAAGAUGCUGUGGAUGCAGGUGCAGGGCAGGGCCCUGAUGGCCCAUGCAUGGCUCAUUCUAAAGCGGUGUCCUCACUUAAGGAUCCUUCAGAGGAGUUCGGUGGCUUAAACCAAAGUGAAUGUGCAAUAGUUGAGAUAAAGAAAGAGAGACCAGAGUUAUCAGAAGCACCCAUUAAAAUGGGCAUCAGCAUGUCACUGCUCACUGUCAUUGAAAAACUGAAGGAGAGGACAGACCAGAACGCUUCUGACGAUGACAUCCUGAAGGAGCUACAGGACAACGCCCAGUGCCAGAGCGCGGGCGAGGCCGCGGUGGCCGGCAGUAACCUGGUGGAGUUCCUGCCCAGCGCCGAGCGGCCGUACCGCUGCCGCCUCUGCCACUACAGCAGCGGCAACAAGGGCUACAUCAAGCAGCACCUGCGGGUGCACCGCCAGCGCCAGCCCUACCAGUGCCCCAUCUGCGAGCACGUGGCCGGGGACAGCAAGGGCCUGGAGAGCCACAUGAUCAACCACUGCAAAGCUCGCAUGUACCAGUGCAAGCAGUGCCAGGAGUCCUUCCACUACAAGAGCCAGCUGCGAAAUCAUGAAAGAGAACAACACAGUCUUCCAGAUCUCUUCUCCACAGCUACAGCUAACAAACUAGUAGUUUCCAAUGAAGCAGAUGAUAGAGAAGGAAGCAAGUCUUCAGUUCAGAAGCUGUUCAGGUGUGAUGUCUGUGACUACACGAGCACGACGUACGUGGGGGUCCGGAAUCACCGCCGGAUCCAUAACUCGGAUAAGCCAUACAGAUGUCGCGUGUGUGACUUCGCCACCACAAAUAUGAAUAGCUUGAAGUGCCACAUGAGGCGGCACCCCCAGGAGCAUCAGGCAGUGCAGCUCUUGGAACAGUUCAAAUGUUCUCUCUGUGGCUAUGUAUGUAGCCAUCCUCCAUCCUUGAAGUCCCACAUGUGGAAACAUGCAAGUGACCAAAAUUAUAACUAUGAACAAGUGAACAAGGCUAUUAAUGAUGCAAUUUCACAAAGCAGUAGGUUUCAAGGACAGCUCACUGACAAAACCUUAUUAGAAGGCACAGAUGAAAGUACAGUACCUAUACUAGGAAAUUCAGACAACUUGGUGUCUUUUACAGAGUCAAUUAACCAGACUACAAAUGAAAUUUCAGGUUCUGAUGAAAAUGAAAAACCUAGCUUGAUGAAUACCUCAUGCAGUUUAGAAAAGAACUCCACUCUACCCCAUCUUGGCACAGAAUACUGUGUUCUUCUCUUCUGCUGCUGCAUUUGUGGUUUUGAGUCUACCAACAAAGAAAAUCUGCUGGAUCAUAUGAAAGAACAUGAGGGUGAAAUCAUAAACAUCAUUCUAAACAAGGACCACAGCACGGCUCAGAAUACAAACUAGGUGAAGCAGUAAGUUAAGAGGAUUUCCUAGAGUGAAUAUUUCUUUCUUUGCUAAUUUUUGCCUGACAAACUUGCUAAAGAGAAGAAUUGCAAGCAAAACUUGAUUUCCCAUCCUGAGUUCUUGUUUCAGUAGGAGUACAGUGUUUUAACCAGGGACUGAUGAAUCAUUUAAGAGAUAAAUAUAAGGUCUGGAGAAUAGAUCAAUUCAUUUUUACCUGUUACUUCUUUAUAUGGUGCCAAGAAUGUAGGAUUGUUGUUUUUUUUUUCUUUUCCUGUCAGGUAGUAGUCAGUAAUAAUGCAAUGAACAGUACUUUAAAACCCAAAGGUGUGAAAGCUUUGAAUCACUUGAAAAGCUUUUUUCUUCCUCCCUCUUUGUUGUUUUCCAAGUAAUUCAGCAAGGAAGGUUUUUGCCCUGGUUUUUGAAAGAUGAUCUGGCAACAGAUCAGAUAAAACUGUUACAAUAUGAUCUGGUAAACCCCCCUGCCUGCCUUCUGGAAGGUGGGGAGAGGGGAGGUGGGCCUGGCCAUGUCUGUGUUGUAUGCACACACAGGAGUUCCAUUUUUCCCAGUCUAUUUUUAAGGUUUUACAAACUCUCAAGUCAUUUUCCAACAGACUGCCAUCCUUUCCAUUGAUUUAGAGCAGCAGGAGGUGAAGGGGCUAGAAGCAUUUUGUUAAUAACUAUUUGUUUGAUUGGAUCCUAACUACAAAACUGCUAUCUUUUCAACUCACAGUGUGUGACAGAUUAUUUUUUAUAACAAUAACCUGUUGUUUCUUCAUGGUUUUCUUGACACAUUCAAGAAAAGCUUAAAAAAGAAAAAAAGAAAAGCUUAUAAUGUCACUUUCCAUUUGUGGCGAUUACUUUGCAGUAUGGAUGAGCAAUGCUUUUAAUGAGAACAAGAUAUUAACAAUAUUUACCACAAAGUGAUGUAGAUUAAAUCUGUGUAGAUUCCAAAAGAUGUAGGUGAGCACAAAUUGGGAUUUUCAGGAACGCCUACAUGCUUUGGCAAUCUUUGAAAUGCCACUGGCUUGCCAAAUAUCCCACUUGUCUGUCAGAGCUGUAACUGUAGAAAUAAUGAGCUGAAAGAUAAUCUUCCUAUAGAAAAUCAUAUUUUAAAAAAGAAAUGGCAAACAAUGUCUUAAGCCAAAACUGUAUCCAGUCACUUACUGAAUAAAUUUUACUAGUGCCUAUAGUAUGGAUUGAUAAAGGGAAUUAGAGAUUACUUUGUUGUCCAAGAAACACAUAGAAAUCUCACCUUUUUAAAGCCUUCAGCUUCUGAAAUUACAGUGUGUGGGGUUUUUUGUUUGUUGUUCUUACAGUUACAGCAGUUGGCAGUAGAAGAUGCUCAUCUGUAUAUCAUUGUGGAAUAUUAAUAUACUGGCUAGUUACCUGGCAACUUUGUUGAGGUUAUUGAUUAAGUUGGCUACUUAAUCUUUUGAAAAAUUCUUUAAGUGUAGUAUUACUUCCAAAGAAGCUCUUUGGCAGCCAGAUUUAAACUUCCUAGUUCAGGCAUGUAUUCCUGCUUUUAAUGAAUGGCAGAUGCACAGCAGCUUGCCUGGUGCUGACACGGGCAUGCAGUGACCUGAUACUUACAAAGUUCCUUACUCUUAGGAAAACAGUGGUUUCUGGUUCCUUUAUUUACACCCUUCUAGCAGCAGAAAUCAGCUGCUGCUGUAAAUGUAAUAGGCUGGCACAUGGAGUGUCUGUAUUGUGCUAGCACUGCCUGGAAGUGGCAACCAGGAAAAGAAAACAGUAACAGAAGUCACAGGUUCAUGAAGCAGCACAAAAUGUAGAGGCCAGGGUAGAGGCAUCAAGACUUCAUGUACAUUUGAUAUUUGUUUUCAAUAGUUUUCCUGAAUUUUACUUCUUCUUUUGGAUUAAAUAGGUAUUAUUUUGUUUAUAAAUUACAUAGCAGAAAGUACACAUUUAACUUGAAGAAUUGGUCAGGAUAUAAGGUCAAAGCAUUUUGUGUUGAAUUUUUGAGAUACUUUAAAUACAUAUGUGAACUUAAUUAUACAUUAUUUUCAGUUAAUAGUUAUGUUUUGUGUUCCUACAGAUGGAUUUUACAUUUGAAAAACACAUUAUUUAUUUAAAUGAUCCCAAAUUCCAGUGGAGAUAAUGAACUUUUAAUAGGAUAUUCAUGUUGUCUUACUGACACUGCUAUUUUACCUUCAGUAUAGAAUUAAUGUGACAAUACUACAUCAUCUGGAAUAUAUCUCAACUUUCUCAACUUAGAAAUCCCA